Chiloscyllium plagiosum (whitespotted bambooshark) is the source of this 468-nucleotide messenger RNA. NCBI's taxonomy places the organism in Eukaryota, Metazoa, Chordata, Chondrichthyes, Orectolobiformes, Hemiscylliidae. The record is from RefSeq and is a predicted model, not a curated record.
ACCACCCCUCUCAGCUACGCAGAAGAUUCAGAUUAAUUGAUCACACCUUGAGAUAUUUCUCCCAAUGUCAAAAAGGAAACAAAUUGACAGAUGUCAAGAAGUAUCAGUUCGUACUGAACUUGUACCUCAGAAACUAAUCAAUACUUUGAAGCAAGCUCUGCAAGACUCCAUCAACAACGCUGAAGAGAGUGAGCAGCAAAGCGUCAAACAACAAUGGACGAAAACAUAUGCAACAAAGAACAAAACUGUGUACGAAUAUAAAGAAGAAAUUCCAACUAUUUCAAGUUAUGUAGACAAAAGUCAACAUAAUAUCCAACCAACUGUAGUGGAAAAGAUUCGGAACCUUCCACAAUGCUACUCUUCCAAUAACAUAGAUAGCAAGUAACAGAAUCAUGGAUUUUUAGAAUCCCUACAGUGCAAAUAGAGGUCAUUCAGCCCAUCAGGUUUACACUGACCCUCAAACAGCAU